AUGGCCAUCGGCUUGGCUCCGCCCGUAGCAGUCUGUCCCCGCGACGCCCCUACUCACCAAGUCCCUCUGCCGGAGCCCCGCGCAUCACCCUGUUUCCAUCUGCUCGACGUCGGCUGCAUCGAGCAGCAGCAGCUACCAGCACCAUCGGGCCUCUGCCUCCCCUGCCGCCUGGACAAGUCCGGCCUCCUGCAGCCCCUUUUCGUCCCUAACCGAGCAGUGCGCCUUCUCAUCGCCCUGCCUCCAUGUCCACUGCGUGUGCCAGCGCCCAUGUCCAAGUACCAUGUUUUCUCUGCUGCCCCGUGCACCUUUGGCUGCUGCCUCGAGAGGCCCUUUUGUCGUGAUUCAUUUUGGGUCGUCCAGAACGAGAACGCCAAGUACCGUCGCCGAAGACCCAUGUACAACUACCAUCGCCAAGACCCCGUGAACGUCUACACGACGACCGUCGAGUACCUCUUCGCGAGGCGAGCGAGCAGAAAAAGAAAACAGCGAGAAGCAGCGAGGAGCGAGCCGGCCCGCAUCUCCCCCGCUCCCCCCGAGCCGUGGCACACGCACAAUCCCCUCCCCUCGAACCCCGCCUCGCUCGCUUCCGUCGACAGGUGGGUGGAGGGAAAGGGAGGCGGCCGGCGACAGGGGAAGAAGCAGACCGGCCCUGAUCGGCUCGCCCUCCUCCGCGCUCCGACAUCCGCGUCUCGCAGCAGACGACAAUGGAGGCGCUCAAGGAGAAGCUGUGGAAGAAGAUGGGCACGGCCGUGGGCUCCAUGCGGCUCGAGCUCCGCGACAAGGCCGGCGCCAGGGUCGCUGACCUCGGUCGCGACGCCGCACCCCUCGCCGCCUACUCCCCCUACGUACCGGCUGCACGUCAUCGACCUCGACCCCUCGUCGGUGACCUCCGGCGGGUGGCUGGAGGACACCUCGUUCGUUGAUAAGUACACCAUGUCGGACGAUGCAUACGACGAGCUCGGCACAAACAUCCGGAAGUUCAAAGAGAAGAUGGUGUCGAAAAACCUUGUAUCGGAUGAUAAGCAAUCAGACAAUCAGAUGGAGGAAUUGUGUGCUAACAUCAAGGGUUUGGGUGUCCAUCAGAUUCUUGCGAGGACAGCAACAGCGGCCAGCGUUUGUAUCUGCAGAGUUCAUGAAUGCCGCAGGUAUGCUCAUCCUCCCCCAUCUCUCUUUCCAUCUAUCUCUUCAUCUACCUUGCCUCUCUCUCUCAACUAGGUGCUUCUGCCUGAAUCUCUUCAGUGGGGUUUCCAGCGCAGCGGCAACAUGACGACCAAGUUCAAAAGCCUCAUAUCACACUGCAUCAGAAGGUAGCCGCGUAAUAUGGUCGCCGGAUGGAAGUAGAAGUUCGCACUUACAAAAGUAAAGUAUGUUUUUGGCACCACUGUUGUUUCUUGCUUCACUAUGUUGUUCCAGGCGGUUCUUGAUGGUACGUGCUCUUGUCUGAUUUGUAAAAGAGAUGUUUGAAAGAGCAGAUGGUUUUGGCUUUGUUAUUAUAAGCAAAACAGACAAUAAGAAGUAUAUUAUCUGAUUAUUGAGUCAAUGCAUUUGCCAUACAUUUGUAAGUAUUUUCUUGCAUCCUCUCUUUUCUCCAGGAAUGUUGUGUAGUUUAUUGAUGCCCCUACAUAAGACUGUAGGUCACUGUUUAUGUUCAUACAUGUGUUCCUUGUUGUUCGCCUUUCUAUCUACUAUGGGAUAGCUGCUGACUGGGAAUAAUACUUAACAGGGUAGCUACAUGAAUGUUUAUGUUUCCUGUACUGUUGUUUGUGAUUGAGUUAGAACAUGUAUGUCCUCAUAUUCUCACAUUGCUGUCUAAAAUCUGUUUACAUGGAAAUAACUGAAGAACAGCAAUUUUAUUUCCCUGUGUGUGUGUGUGUGUGUGUGCGCGCGCGCGCGCGCGCACGGUUUGUUGCCGAUGUUUAUAAUGGUUUGUUUGCAGGACAAGCCCGAGCCUCCUCCAGAAAGGCUGUCUUCCUGACGCCACCCAAGGAUCUGACCACCUCAGUUAGGUGUUCUCCACCCAGAUAGGAUUGGGUGACAAGGACAUUGAUGCUCUUUCUGGUGGUCACACCCUGGUGUGCAUGUCUUAUGUUUGGCGCCAAGUUUGUACGCUUACUGCCGCUACAAAGAAUGCUGACAAAGCUUCCAGAAUAAUGCUAUAUUAUGCUGCGAGAAGCACAAGUUCCUCUCUUAUCCUGUCUGUUAUCCAUUUCUUUUGCUCGAGGAGCCAACCGUGCUGACAAAACACUAGAAGGUAUGAAUCUGAAUUUCUUACUUCUGUAUACAUACAGAAAACUACAUUAUUCAUGACAUCAUUACAUUUCUUUGUUGCACAUUGAACUAUUAAUGGCACCUUCUUCUUUGAGUAUAAAUUAUAUUAAGGAAGUUCUAAGUACUAAAUUGGAAAUACUUUCUUUGUGUACUUGCUCUAGACGGGCUUUCUUGUAUUGAUGUUUUUCCAAUAUAGAGUUCCAUUCAAUUUUGAUCUCCUACGAGGAGUAUGCUAUUUGAACUGAAACGGUGAAACCACAAGUCGACAUAAUCUAAUUUUAGUUAAAUGACAAAGAGGACAUUUUCUACCAUGUACGGGUGAUGCACGUGUUUCCAAUGUAGAGUCUAAUUUAAUUUAGUCCUUUUGAUCACCCAUGCUGAAUAUUGAAUGAGUCAACUGGGAGGAGUUUAAGCCAAGCUAAACUGAAAUCAUAAUUAAACAUAAGCUGUUUUCAGUUAAAUGGCAGAGAGGGCCCUCUUCUACCAUGUAAAUUAAAUUGCAUAUUUACGCAUGUUAUACCUUGUUUGCAAUUUCUGUUUACUGAACUAUAUCCAUGAUACUAAUCAAAAGAGUAUUUACUCUUUUUGCACCAAUUAUUAUUGUUGUUACAUAACCACGUGCUGAUAGCGCAAAAGCGGAAUGAGUUAGCUUAUUUACGUAUUGUGAUCACCGCCGGAGCCACUCAGGCUUGCAAACAGUGAUCUACACGCCAAUUGUCGCAUCAUGCUAGGAACCAACAAGAGAGCCACCGUAACAACCAACUGGUCUGAGUUCCGCCGCCUUGCAAAAAUCCAUGAAGGAGACAUUUGUGCCUUUCGUUUCAAGGUCAGCACAAAGCAGCGCCCGGUUCUCAUUGUCCAUUGCCUUUAUAUGAAGCAUCGACAGCAAUGGAAGUCGUAUUUAAAUAUCAUCUACUCCCUCCGUUCGAAAUUACUUGUCGCAGAAAUGGAUGUAUCUAGACGUAUUUUAGUUCUAGAUACAUCCAUUUUCGAGACAAGUAAUUCCGAACGGAGGGAGUAGCAUUCUAAGGACUACUAAUCAAGCUCUGUAAUAGGAUGAAACCUUCCUCUGUUUUUCGACGAUCCUAUCUGUUGCUUUUGAACAGCUACCACCUAAGCUUUUACCUAUAUAACCUCUGUUGUUGUUCCUCAUCGAUCUAUUAAUAUGCAUAAUGCCACCCUUAUUUAUAA
Molecule: messenger RNA, 3459 nt
Organism: Triticum aestivum (bread wheat)
Lineage: Eukaryota; Viridiplantae; Streptophyta; Magnoliopsida; Poales; Poaceae
Exons: 10
Coding region: 1-1215 (404 amino acids)
Source: RefSeq, a predicted model, not a curated record